Messenger RNA from Austrofundulus limnaeus, 3326 nucleotides. RefSeq names its product kinesin family-like (gene kifl). Lineage: Eukaryota; Metazoa; Chordata; Actinopteri; Cyprinodontiformes; Rivulidae. Bases 11 to 2431 code for a protein of 806 amino acids. Gene Ontology annotation, molecular function: microtubule motor activity; microtubule binding; ATP binding. Gene Ontology annotation, biological process: microtubule-based movement. The record is from RefSeq and is a predicted model, not a curated record. The transcript is spliced from 19 exons.
AAAGUAAAGGAUGAAUUUUGGUAGCAGUAAUAUCAGUAUUAGAAUAAAGUUUGAUAGUAAUAAAGGAUCUGCAUGUUUUUACACAGUUUUAUCUGAAUCCCAGCUGCCUGAGAGCUUACAGGACGUCAAGGUCUACAUCCCCUACGAGUCGGCUGAACUCUGCAUCGCUCAGAUAGUUCAGGACAUAGAAGUGAUGAAGAAGAAGCAUCUGGAAAUGGUGCAGGAGAUGGAAGAGAACUUUCAGCUCACCGCACAGAAGACUCAGAAGUGGCUCGUCCAGAGGGUCAGAUCUCAUUAUCUGAACAAGUUAAACACUGUGAGGAGAAUGCUUGAUCUCUAUCAGGAGAGGGUGGAGAAGAACAAAGCUGACUGGGAGAAGAAAGCUGCAGGUUUGGCAGAGCAAAACCAGCAGCUUCUGGAGGAGCGGAGAGCCGAGAGGAGAAAGAACGAAGAGGAGGCCCUGCAGUGGCAGAGAGAAAAGAGCAAAAUGCUGGAGCUGUUCUCCAGCAGGAUGGAUGUCCUGCACUGCCACCAGGCCUCCACGCUGCAGGAGCUGCAGAUGGCCAGACAGGAAAUAGGGAAAGUUCAAGAGAUGAUGGCGUCACAGCAGCAGCAGGAAGCCACAGAGGAAAAUGAAAACUCAGAUAAAGAAAACAUGGCUCAACAGCAAACUAUGACCUGCAGUGGCUCAGAUCAGCCUCUGGAAGGGGCUAAUGCCCGUCUGGAGGAGCUGAAGGAGAACCUGUACCAGAGGGAGAGGGAGAUCACUGAGCUGCUGAAGGCAGAGAGGACCCCCGUCCCUCCUGUCCCACAGCCCCCCUGCAGCAUUCUGCUGCCUGCUGUCAUACACAAGGCUCACAUAGUUUGUUGUGCAGUGUCUGAGACACAGCGUCUUCUGGACCAAAUGAUCGAGGACAAUCGGGCCGCUCUGGCUGAAGCCAGGGACAAACUGAACCAUCUGCAGAAUGAGAAACAAAACAGGAAUGAUGGAGAGGAGAGCAGAGACCAGGACGGGUCAAAUGAGUCAAGUCUAACUUUUCUACAAGAAACUGUGAGGGAGUAUGAGGUGUGUCAGAUUGCUUUAGACUACAUUAAAUCCGGAGAAAGUCUUGCAACAAAUGAUUGUGAAAUCUCAGAGCUGGAGGACGUCCUCGGACAAGAGGCGGUUCAAACGCCAAACAAAGUAAAGGGUGUGGGUCAGCAGCUUCUCCUGCUGCAGGAUCAGCUGAAGCAAGAAAAGGAUGAGAAAAAGAAAAUCAUCGAGAACUACACAUCAGAAAGAGCAAUGAGGAAGAAAUAUUACAACAUGGUGGAAGAAAUGAAAGGUAAAAUCAGGGUGUUUUGCCGAAUUCGUCCGGUGAACCGAAGUGAAGUGGCUCAGGGAGGGGGCGUGGUGGUGGAGAAGUCUGACGAUCACUCGGUCAAUGUGGAAACCCCUCGAGGGCCCAGAGAGUUUCAGUUUGACAAAGUGUUCAGUGCCGAAAGCACUCAGGAAGAUUUGUUUCAGGACACAAACAGGUUGAUCCAGUUGGUCAUCGAUGGAUACAAUGUUUGUAUCUUUGCAUACGGCCAGACGGGCUCAGGAAAGACCUUCACCAUGGUGGGGGACAAGGAUCAGAAGAACCCCGGGAUCAUGCCGAGAUCUUUUAACGCCAUAUUUGAUUUAAUGCGGGAGAACAGCCCUAGGUUUGACUUCAAGGUUUCGGCCUACAUGCUGGAGCUGUACAACGACCGGCUGCAGGACCUGCUGGUCAGCCAGGCUGGUGAGGCCAGUGCACAGACGCAAGCCCACGGCCCAGCCAGGCGGGUGGAGAUCAAGAGGAACAGAAAGGGGGUUGUAUUCGCUCAAGGAGCAGAAACAAAGGAGGCUUCCAGCGCCCAAGAGCUCUACGCUUUGUUCCAGCAGGCCUGCGCCAGCCGGCACAUCUCUGCUACCAAGAUGAACGUAGAGAGCUCCCGUUCGCAUCUCAUCGUCGGCAUCAUGGUGGAAAGCAAGAAUUUGACCAAUGGGAGCGUGAGCACGGGGAAGCUGAGCCUCGUGGAUCUUGCAGGCAGUGAGAGGGCAGCUAAAACAGGUGUCAAGGACCACCAGCUCAAGGAGGCAAACUCCAUCAACAAGUCACUGAGUGCUCUGGGUGACGUGAUUUCAGCUCUUUCUGCAGAGCUGCCCCACGUUCCCUACAGGAACAGCAAGCUGACUCAGGUAAUGCAGGACUCUUUAGGCGGCAAUGCCAAAACUCUGAUGAUCGUCAACGUCUCCCCUUCAGAAUGCAACCUCGAUGAGACUCUCACAUCUCUUAUUUAUGCAACGAGAGUCAAGGCCAUAACCAACAACGCUCAGAGAAAUGUGGACAGCAAAGAGAUUGCUCAGCUGAAGGAGGUGAUCAUGAGACUGAAGUCUGGACAAGCUGUGGAGGAUGUGGAUGUUUGAAAUGUUCUGUAAAUUUGAAUCAAGCUGUUCUCAGUUUUAACAUUUCAUUUGAUGAUAUGAUGACAUCACAACGUGGGCACUGAUAUCAUUUGCUUUUUUAGGUUUGGGGAUGUUUUGUAGCGAGCACUGUUUGUGUGGGACUUUAGAAUAAAGUGUUUAAGAUUCAGGGCCCUGUGUGAUAAUGAAAAGUCUAACAGGACAUCAGUCAGUCAAAACGAAACGCACCAAAACAAACAUUUUGUCGUUUGUUGGGUCAAAUUUAUCCUCCGGGAAAAGCAACUCUUUACAAAACAGUUUUAGAUCUUUUUUUAAGACAUUAUUAGUAUUAUAGGACAUCCGAAAGGCUGUAAAGGAGGCAUAGAAAAAGUGCCAAACUUUGAUGUAUUCCUUAAAAUAAAAAAUGUUGAGUUAUCUCAGUUUUCUGUAAAACCAAAUACUUAUUUCCUUUUGGAAUCGUUGAGAGAUUUACUCAUAUAUUUUUCAGCUGUUUUGUUCCACUCCAUGUUCUGUCUGAAGUUGUUGUGGACUCAGACACUUUUUGGGUCAGGGUGGCUUUUUAACACUGGUGUUCUUUAGCCUAAUUAUUACACUCCUCUAAUGUAAACUGUAAACCCCACUCUGGUCCUCAACGCACCACAAAAAAGUCAUGAUUUCCAACUUUGCAAAAGUGAUUUUUUUUUGGCUGCUUUUAUGUAGACACCAAUCAGAAUGUGCUGACCUUGAUUACUUUAAUACCAUUCCUGUGCAGCUCUGAUGUGGAUGAGAUGAAACCCCAAUUUUAAACACUCUCAGGAGGCUGCCAGACAGAUAAUAAACCAGUGAAAUGGAGUUUUACAGCACAAUGGAAAAUGCUAAACCAGAUGCCAAAGAAGAACAAAGACAGGAAGUAAAACAA